This is a messenger RNA of Symbiodinium natans, 384 nucleotides long. The record is from the annotation of a GenBank genome assembly. NCBI's taxonomy places the organism in Eukaryota, Dinophyceae, Suessiales, Symbiodiniaceae.
AUGUCCGGCUUCCUGGGCAAGCUUGAAGAAGCCAGAAGAAUCGUGGGCGAGCCAAACUUUAUCGGACCACAAGCAGCCAAAGCACUGUUGGAAGAUGAUCCGAGUGGUCUCUUGCUAGACGUGCAGGAUCCUGGGAGUGACAUGCUGGCGGGGGCGUACAAUGUGUCUUUGGGCACGCUCUUCUUCAAAGCCAGCUCGGAUCUGGAGGAAUUCAAGGAUUCGACGAUAGCCGAUCGGUCUAAAGAUUCCCUGAUCAUUGCGACGUGUAUGUAUGGAGGGCAGGCUGCGCUUGCAGCGCAAGUGCUGUGCGAAUAUGGCUUUACCAACGUCAAGGUCAUGCAGGGAGGCAAUGAGGAUGCUAGGAGGUGCGGUUGUUUUCCCUGA